UUCAUUGUUGCCUGGUGCGAUUAAAUUGGUGUUUAUGUAUGGAAAAUGUGUUUGUGUUUAUUAAUAAUACAAUGAAGUUUUUUUGCAAUUUGAUUUUUAAUUUUGUGUGUGGGUGUAUUUUGUGCCUGAAAAUGAGACUCUUCCACAUAAAAGGCGUUUAAUAGUUCCAAAAUGAAUAUUAUGAGGAAAUUAAGGGGUGGAGGCACAAGCAGCUCCAUCCCAUCUACUUCAAAUAAUGAUUAUUUGGAGCAGCCCAGCUCUCCAAGGACACAACUUGGACUGAUGCACCUUAAAAAACUGUUUUCUGAAUACAGCCAUCCAUCACAUUCAUUAACAGAAGCAGAAAAAAAUGAUAAACUAUAUAACAUGUUGCCCCUAUUUUGUAAGGUUUUUGGUUCAAGUCCCACUUGUGAUAUGAGUGAAAAAUUUUGGGAUAUCUUAACAUUCUGUCAUGCUGUAUCCACACUAAUGGUAUCUGAAAUACGUAACAGAGCAUCCAAUCAGGGCACUGAAGCAGCCAGUUGUUCAAUUGCAAAGUUUUUAGAGAUUGAAAAUAGCGAAGAAUCAAGUAAUGGCUGGAUGUUGUUAUCAACAUUAAAUUUAUUGGCAGCUGGAGAUUCAAAUCUUAUCCAAGUGAUGUCUGAAGUAUCAGUACCGUCAACUCUAGUAAGAUGUUUAUAUUUAUUUUUUGAUUUGCCUGAAGUGAGCGAAGAAACAGCCAACACAAAGGACAAUAACAGUGAUUUCACCCCAAGGGAAAGAAGAAUACUAUUACAAAAAAUAUUUGUCCAGUUACUUGUUCGAUUAUGUAGCCAUCGGAUUCCAGCUGAAGAACUGGCUAGAAAGGACGAUUUGACGCUGCUUUUUUCAGCCAUCACGUCGUGGUGCCCGCCCCAUAACAUUAUGUGGCGAAAAAGUGCCGCGGAAGUACUUAUGACAUUAUCUAAACAUGGAUUAACACCACCUGUUAUAGGAUACAUUCAUACCAAAAGCUGCAUCGCCCUCUGCAUAGAAAAUAUGCAACGUGUACCAGAACUGACACCCUUAGAACUCGUAGAAAUAUUCGUUACAAUUUUUUGUUUUCUUGAAGACUCAAGCGAUCUUUGUUCUACAUUAUUAGAGGACUUUCGCCAGGCGCAGGGAUAUCUUUUCUUAUCUGAUUUUCUAUUAAAAUUAGAAAAUGAUAAAUCCAAUGAGGCCCAAGAAGCUGUGAGAAAUUUAAUUUUGAUGAUCACCUCGUUAUGCACUUAUGGUUUUAUGGAACUGAAACCUUCACAUGCAUCAACGGGAUCUUUGUUCCAAAUGAAGGGGUUCAUGUUGCCCCAACCCUCAGGAAAAGGAACCAGUGUCCGAAAUAUUCAGGCAUUUAACGUCUUGCAGACAACAUUUUUGAAGUCAAACUCUUCAUUCCUCUGUCUCACAAUACUUGAUGCCAUUUCGAGUAUAUACCACGCUGAUAACGCCAAUUACUUCAUUCUUGAGAGUCAGAACACUUUGAGUCAAUUUGCUGACCGUAUCCAUCAUAAGCCCCUCGACAUUCAACGAAAACUAUUUGAACUCGUUGAAUUUCUUGUAUUUCAGUUGAAUUUCGUACCAUGUAAAGAACUAAUUUCCAUGUCUAUCUUUCUACGCACGCACAGCCUCAAUUAUCCCGAAUCGAGCUCUCUGUGUAUGCACACAUUACUAAACAUUUUAAAGAGCAAUCCUAUUUUUAAAGAUGUAUAUCGUGAAGUGGGUCUGCUCGAAGUGUUCGUCACAUGCCUAGAUCGAUACUCAAAAAUGCUCGAAAAUACUCGUAAAACGACAGUAGAACCUGAAAAGAAUAUUGUGGUAAUGGAUUCAGAACAGGAAAGGUUAGGUAGAAUGGUAAUGGAGGCAUUGACUGUACUUCUAGCUGGGAAUGCGGCCAAUGCCAAGCUGUUGAGGGAAUGCGGAGGCGCCAAAUGUGUACAUAAGCUAGUGGUAUUUCCGGAGUGUCGGCAGGAAGCUUUGGGGAUGAUUAGAGAAUUAAUACUAACAAGUGGAGGUGAUGAUGAUAUGUCACAACUUAUGACAACAUUACAUUCCUCUUCAAGAGACGAACUCUCUUUGAAAAUUGAAAUUCUCAAAGCUUUGCUCUCAUGUCUCAAAGAAUCUCACAGAUCACGCACAGUUUUUAGAAAGAUUAACGGUUUUGUGUACGUAACAAGUACAUUGCUUGCCUUGGAGGGCAAAUUGUGCAUUAAACAUAAAGAUGAUUAUGAUUCCAACCUGUUGCAUUUACUCUACGUCGUUUUCCACACAAUUAAUACAGCCAUGCGUUUCGAGCCAGCCAAUGCGAAAUUCUUCCAUCAUGAGAUCUGCAUGACCAGUCUCUGCGACACCCUUAGACUUCUAGGCUGUUUUGUCGGAGAGAAAAUAGAAGUCAUAACCGAUAUUUCGAGUAUUGGAGAAAUAAUCGAUAGCGAAACACCUGAAUGUUUUCACCGACUAUUUACAAGCAACAUCAUCAAACCGGAAUUUCCAGAUGAUAUACCUGCAGCUCUAUCUUAUGUAAUCAUAGUAUAUAGAUUGUUAUAUGAAGUAACAUUGGACUUGUUUGAUAAACAGAAUAUCUCUGCUGCUGGUGUUUUAAACGUAAAAUCUCCAUUUUUGAACAGACAGAUAUCUAACGGGCAUGCUAACAAGGAAGAAAAGAACAGUGGAUCGGGUAACAGGUCUGCUGUUAAUUCAUUAAACCUUAUUCCACCAUCUCCAGAUCCAAUGGUGGUACAUCCAGGGAUCGUGAUAGUCAUGUUAAAGCUGCUACCAAGUAUUCACGACGAAAAUAAAAAUUUGUUCCUUCAGGUGCAAGUCUACCUGGCCGAAAUAAUAAAAUCACUUGUACGUAGCGAACGUAAUCAGCAAGUGAUGUGUGAAAGUGGUUUCAUGAGUCACUUGUUGCACGUUGGUUGUGAAGCGUUGCAGAAUGAAAGUCAUCCCCUGCAUACCCCUUUACAAUAUAUGCUCGAGCGUCUGGCUGCACAAGCGCUCGAACCAAUGGAUUUGAGGCGUUUCCUGCGCCUUGGCAACCCUCUUAGGUGUCUUCCGUUAACUACGACCGAACCUGGUGGAGGUCCUAUUCCCUUAACCCGCAUCAAAACGUUGGUAUCCGUCACUACUCCAAAGGACUUUAGAUCACAAUCAUCGUAUACAAUGCCACCCUUUAUCGAAUUCGACAUGUCUGCCGAAGGCUUCGGGUGCCUAUACUUGCCAAGUAUAGCUCCCCAAUCGCCCACUGCGACCAGCGUUGUGUCAGGGUUCGAUUCAGGAGUAGUUGGAGGAAUUGGUUCUGGUGAUCGAAUUUUUCCACCGCAAACGGGUCUUAGUUAUUCAACAUGGAUCUGUGUAGACAAAUUUUCUGAUCCACGGGUCGAUCCCCAUUGUGUACGUUUACUAACAUUAGUGAGAAAUUUAAACAACACCAAAGAAGAUCAACUUGUGUGCCUUUCUAUUGUACUGUCAGCAAGGGACAAGGCAAUCAUUGUUUCAACCCAAGAAACGCAUAUACCUCCCCACGUUGGUGAGUGGGAACCUGAAGGUUCUGGUGAACACGGUGCAAGGAUAUGGUGUCCUGAUAUUCUCCAGGAAGGUCAGUGGCAUCACGUGGUCGUGGUACUUAACAGAGCUGUCUUGAAGAACUCUUCGUUCUCCUUAUACCUUGAUGGGCAGCAUAUGCACACGCAGAAAUUGCACUACAUAUCGCAAAAUCCUGGGGGCGGUGCUGCCAAUCUAACAAUGGCCUCUUCGGUAUACGGAUUUAUAGGAACUCCGCCUGCUUGGAGACGAUUCUCAAGACUGUUAUGGAAACAAGGACCCUGCCAUUUAAUGGAAGAGGUAUUACAGCCAACGACAGUAAGUCAAAUAUACCAGUUGGGACCUCACUAUAUGGGCUCGCUCCAGGCGCCGCCGUUAGGUUCAUCAGAGCCAAUUCAACCAUUUAUCACUGAAGAAAAGAUAAUGUUCGGUUUAAAUGCCAAAGCAGUGUCUCAACUGACUUUAAGCAAGAUAAGAAAAGUGUACAGUAGAAAUGAUAACAAGUCCAUAGCAAAACAACUAGGCAUGUCUAGCCACGAAAACGCCACCCCUAUCAAAAUCCUGCAUAAUUCUGCAGGCCAUCUGGCAGGUCCGAGUCGUACUUUAGGGGGAGUGGUCAUUGGGUAUUUGGGUGUAAGAACGUUCACACCAAGGCCAGUUGCAAACGUGGUUGACACAGUCGGUGGUUGUUCAGUUCUUUUGGGUCUCAUUGCGAUGGCACAGGACAUCGAGAGUCUUUACGCGGCCGUCAAAGCAUUAGUUUGCGUGGUUCGAACUAAUAAAACAAUUCAAGCGGAAAUGGACCGAAAAAGGGCCUAUCAGACGUUGGCAAUGCUGCUACGACGAAAGAAACAUCUUCUAAAUUCCCACAUAUUACAUUUAACGUUAAGCUUAGUUGGAACGGUGGACAGUGGUAGAGAAACGUCAACUAUACCCAAUUUGACUGCGUUUCAGGAUCUGCUGUGCGACUUCGAAAUUUGGCAUGAAGCUCCCGGUGAACUUUUACGAUCCCAUCUUGAACACUUAUACGAAUUGGCUGCUGAAUCGAACGAGAAGCGCAGUAAUGUGUGGAUAAUGCGCGACCUCAAUCUUGUCACGAAACUCCUUCACAUUCUCCCCGGGGUAAAACAUCAGGCCACUAAAGACAUCUUAUUUUCCCUCCUUUCUAUUCUUUUAAGCGGUCAACCUAAACAGGCCGAUUUGCUAUGGUUUGGGCAAUUUAUUGCCUCAACUUUGCCAAGCACCACCGCCACCACCAAUAAUGCGACAACUUCGUCCGUGGUUAAUGAAGAGGAGGGCGAUGGCGGUGAUUAUGUAUUGAGGAAUAGGUGUUUGGCUUUGGUUCAUUCGAUGCUGUUCACAAAUAGAAAUUCUCUGAGUGUGAUGGUCUGCGAUGAGAUAACCAAAACUCUGGGGUUUGAUUGGUUGCUUCUUUUCUUGCAGCCUCAAUUACAUUCUGCGACAAUCAUUUGGGCAAUGCAAAUUCUUGUGGUGCUGUGUUCAACUCUUUGGUUGAUGAGCCGUUUUCGUGAAGGUGCUAAUAACGGCGGCUGGUUAUAUCGUACCGAGAUGGUCACGAACAACAACAAAAUGAAAUUCGUUUUAGGUGUUCCUUCCGUCAAUUCGCAAAGUUUCGAGUCAAAAUGUGACGCCCUCCAUCUCCCCGGUUUUCAGUUGUUGGGCUGGCUGCUACCGUCGCACCUCGACGUGCCUGAAAUAUAUUAUUUGUUAGCCGCUCUGGUCAUGGGACAGCCGGUGAAGACUUUGCCCUCAAAUCCUAAGAAGUUCGAUCUGGACUCGUUAUGGACAUAUUUGUGGGGCACCACCGUUAAUAAUCAGCCUGUUAGUAGCGUGGCCCCCAGAAUUAAUUUGUGUCCUGAAGCCAUCGUCAUACUGUUGAAGAUGGUACGAGCGACAUUACAUUCAGAUCAGAGCAAGUUGCCAGAAUGGUUAAAAGAACAUCCGGAUUCCAUAAUCAACGUUCUAUUUUCUUUAUACCAUAACAUGCCAGACUUUAUGCCCAUAUUUAUGUCUGCUGAAGUCUUAGGAGCGUUGGGCGCUGUCCUGUUCCCAUUUCCUCAAGGCAACUUAUCUAUGCAAGAUAGCGCAGAUAGCAGUGGUGCUUCUACUCCAGCAGGUGAAGAAAAUACUGAAUCGAUAAUGUUCAUCCCAAAAUCUCCUAUCGAAGAUGCUCCCCUUCUUUCGCAUCCCGUCUAUCAACUGGUAGUAAACUUUAUUCGGGUGGUUGUUGUGGAUUCGCUAAGUUUAUCGUUCACUGGUAAAGGAUCGCCGGUGAUAGACCUGGUUUUGGACGCUUAUCCUGAAGAUUCUUCCAUUUAUCAGCAAACCGCAUAUCAAACGGAGAUUUUAGUGACAUUAAUGGACCAUUUGUUGGCUGCGGACAUGUUGGUAGGUGAUCAGGCGGCCAUUCCUAUCGUGCCGUUAGCUAAUGCGCAUGUACAACAUAUUGCACCAAACGUGUUUUAUUUAACAGCAAGAGUUGUGGACAAGAUGUGGCAAGGAUCGUUAAAUCGUAACCCACACGAAGUAUUCGACUUCAUCGUAAAAUUGAUUGGACAAGCAAAGCGUAGACCCGGUCAUUUCUCCCUAGAAAGUCUUUAUCAUUGUCUCAACCGGACAAUAUUGUUUCUUCUCUCACGACCAACCGAUUCGAUAGCCGACCAAAUGUCCGUAUUAGAAGCUUUGCACAAAUUAACAAUGAAUCGCCUAAUCGUAUUUGGGGCCGGUAAUCACGAGCUCGAAUUUAUCGGCUGUCUCACAUAUUGUCUCCUUCAGCUUACGAGUAAUAUGAAGAUCUUGCUUGAUUCAAAUAUGCGCACAACGUGGCACGUUAAUCCAUCAAUUGACUUGGAAUCUAGCGACGAAAAGCUGACGCAACACCAGGGACAUAACCUCAUAGCUGGGGCUGCUUGUCGCGUCUGGGAAGAACUGUAUGUGUGCAAGAAACCGGCCAUUGAAGAGGCUUUUAAAGUCACCCUCGUGCAUCCGGGUCAGAACUGUAAGGCGCCUGACUUGAUACUUGUCAGAGAGCAAGUGUACGAGGCCGCAUACAAACUCUGGCUGAAUUAUGUCGAGUCAGAAAGAAAAGCGACGUAUAGGGUGCCAUGGGAACUUCAUAAUCAGAUACAGUCAAAGAUUCAUAAGGUCACCGGAGGGCUAACAAGACUUGCGAGUCGUACUAAAGUCCGAAAAGAUGAAACUAUGCGGGUAAAGGUCAGGAUGCACAAGAAACAGGCUUUACAAUGGAUGACCAAUCGUAUAAAUAUUGUUAAGUCUUUGGUUGAAAUGAUUCGCAAUCAACAUCAGAACACCACACAACAUACGCAACAGUACGUUCAUCAAGAAUGGUUGCAAACGGAGGCUGAGCUUACACGUGAAAGAGGUCUUUGGGGGCCGUUAGAGCCAAGCUAUUUGGAUAAAUGGAUGCUUGAUAUGACUGAGGGGCCCCACCGUAUGCGCAAAAAGACGAUGAAAAACGAUUUGUUCUACUUACAUUAUCCUUACAGACCAGAAGCAGAGAAAGGUUUACUAAAGUAUAAGGUUGCCACAAGUCACCAUAGUAAAGAUUACUAUAACGCUCUACAAAGAAACCAACAGCAACAAACGGACACAGAGGUAAUCGAAGAACAGCAAGAAAGAAAGGAAGAAACGAUAACAAGUGAAGAGCCUUCGUUAAUGCUCCCUUCUUUGACACGGUUGAAAUCGGAACCGGAUGAUCCUGCAGAUGAAAACGAGACUGAAGAAGAACACGCUUUGCCACCUGACAAUCAAACACUUUUAAGACUAUUACAAGAAAAUGAAAAGAUAACAUUCAUGUUCAGAUGUGUACGCAUACAAGGUUUAGACACGACAGAAGGGCUGUUAUUAUUUGGUCAAGAGCACUGUUACGUUGUUGACGGAUUUACUCUGCUGAAAAAUCGAGAAAUUCGAGAUAUAGACAGUGUGACAACGGAGGAGUAUGAACCUAUAGCCCCUAACCCAGGAUCUCCCAGACGAUCAAGAGCCAUGAGGCAGUGUUCCAAAUUCUCUUACGACGACAUAAGGGAAGUUCAUAAAAGAAGGUAUCUCCUGCAGCCAAUGGCGUUGGAAAUAUUUUCAGGAGAUGGUCGUAAUUAUCUGUUGGCAUUUCCACGUAAAGUUCGUAAUAAAGUUUAUCAACGGUUCAUGGCUACUGCCACAGGGAUCGCCGACAGUGCGCAGCAGUCCGUUGCCGGACAAAAGAAAACAGCCAAUGUAGAACAAACCACUGGGUUGUUAUCCUUCAUUGGAGAAACCACUGUUACACAACGUUGGGUGAGAGGGGAAAUUUCAAAUUUCCAGUAUCUGAUGUACCUCAACACGCUGGCUGGACGUUCAUACAACGACUUGAUGCAGUAUCCUGUUUUCCCGUGGAUUUUGGCCGAUUACGAUUCUGAAGAACUGGACAUGGCUGACCCAUCUACCUUUAGGGACUUCACGCGUCCCAUGGGUGCUCAAAGUCCGGAAAGGUUGGAACAAUUUAAAAAAAGAUUCAAGGAAUGGGACGAUCCGCAUGGAGAAACGCCCCCUUAUCAUUAUGGAACUCACUAUUCAAGUGCAAUGAUUGUGAGUUCAUAUUUAGUUAGAUUGGAGCCAUUUACACAACACUUCCUUCGAUUGCAAGGAGGCCACUUUGAUUUAGCUGAUCGUAUGUUUCACAGUGUAAAAGAAGCAUGGCUGUCUGCCUCAAAACAUAAUAUGGCAGACGUUAAGGAACUUAUUCCCGAAUUUUUUUAUCUUCCAGAGUUUCUCAACAAUUCAAAUCAGUUUGAUUUGGGUGUAAAACAAAGUGGUGUAGCACUAGGUGAUGUAAUACUACCUCCCUGGGCUAAACAAGACCCUAGGGAAUUUAUUAGAGUUCACAGGAUGGCGUUAGAAUGCGAUUACGUGUCACAGAAUUUGAAUCAUUGGAUUGACAUGAUCUUUGGGUGCAAACAACAGGGUCAGGCUGCUGUUGACGCUGUAAACGUCUUCCACCACUUGUUCUACGAAGGGAACGUGGACAUCGAUAAUAUUGACGAUCCGUUAAAAAAGAACGCGACAAUCGGUUUUAUAAACAACUUUGGACAAAUACCAAAGCAACUUUUCAAGAAACCGCAUCCUUGCAAAAAAAUGGGCGGUAACAAUAACAGAACUUCAGUCAUAGAUACGGGGUCUCUUGUUCAGGCUUUUGCUCUCCCACCACCAGAAAAAUUGUUCUUUCACCAUCUAGACAACUUACGACCAUCACUACAGCCCAUCAAAGAAGUCAAAAGUCCAGUGGGUCAGAUAUUCCACGUAGACAAGUCAAUUUUGGCAGUCGAACAAAAUAAAGUCCUGGUGCCCCCGACGUAUAAUAAAUACGUGGCUUGGGGAUUUGCCGAUCACUCUCUCCGUAUUGGGAACUACGAAAGUGACAAAGCCAUAUUUGUAUGCGAAACUGUGGUUCAAAUAAGCGGCGAAAUUGUAGCCUGUGUGUGUCCUUCGUCCAAGAUUAUUGUCACUGCUGGAACAAGCACAGUUGUGACUGUAUGGGAAUAUGAAUCUCGUAAAAAAGAGCUGAACAUAAAACACAACUUAUACGCACAUACAGACGCGGUUACUUGUCUCGCUUCUAGUCCUGCAUAUAACGUCAUAGUCUCAGGAUCCCGCGACUACACUGCCAUCGUUUGGGAUCUGUCUCGAGGCUUAUUCGUAAGACAGCUUAGGGGUCACGCAGGUCCUGUAGCCGCUGUAGCUGUCAACGACUUAACAGGUGACAUUGCUACUUGUGCUGCUACGUGGUUGCACAUAUGGAGUAUAAAUGGAGACGAACUCGCUAACGUAAACACAUGCGUAGGACGAGCGGAUCGUAUGCAACAAAUAUUGUGCGUAGCUUUCUCCCAAACACACGAAUGGGAUUCCCAGAAUGUGAUAAUGACGGGAUCUACUGAUGGCGUGGUCAGGAUGUGGUCGAUCGAUUAUGUGCAAGUACCUGACGAAAAGAGUAAUAGCAGUUCCAAAAAUGACCAAAACAUUAAAAAGGCCAAAGAUAAGCCACCUAUGUCACCGGUGAAAAAAGUAAUAUCGUCAACGACGCCUUUACAUAAUCGCCUAGUUAAGCAAUUAAACAUAUCGGGCGACAGCGUGGGGAGCACAGGGAGCAGUGGCAGCAGCUACCUUAUCAAAUCUGGAUCAGAAAGCUCUCUUUCAGAGGAAUCGUCUUUAGUUACAAAAAACACCUCAUUUGAACGACAAAUCACUGACGAAUUGUCCUCAAAAUCAAUGAGUAGCAAAGAAAUAAAAGCGGAAAUGCAAGAAGAAAAAGAAACGUGCAGUGAUGGUGACGAAGCUAUUCUUAGCACUCCACCAGUGCCCCCGGUUAGGCGGCGAUCAAGAGUACAUGGAACUCUUAGGAAAAGUGAAGGAGGAGCUAGCUCAGACAACGCGAGCUUGGAUACAGAUGAUGGAUCCAGUCUUCGUGCCAGUAAGUCAGAUACUAGUCUGACUGACUCGUUUAUAAUUGUGCCCCCAGAACCUAGAAAAAAACCAGUGAAUCCUCAUAAUACAUUGCGGCCAGGAUUCAAGUGGCAGAGGCAGUUGGUCUUUAGAUACAAGCUGACUAUGCACACAGCAUACGAUAGGAAGGAUAAUGCAGAGCCUGCAUCAAUAACUGCUCUCGCGGUUUCACGGGAUCAUCGUACGGUCUAUGUAGGGGAUGCUCGUGGCCGCGUCUUCUCAUGGAGCGUUUGUGAUAUACCAGGUCGCACCGCUGAUCAUUGGCUAAAAGAUGAAGGAGCUGACUUCUGUGCAGCCUGUAGCACACGAUUUACCAUCUACGAAAGAAAACAUCAUUGUCGAAAUUGUGGUCAGGUUUUCUGCUCCAAGUGUAGUCGCUUCGAGAGUGAAAUUUCUCGCUUACGAAUCUUCAAACCAGUUCGUGUCUGUCAGAGUUGCUACGCUGUACUGAAAUCGGCUUCUUCAGAAAACGCAUCAGGAUUAGGACUUGGACGAUAAAGGAAUUGCAGCAAUAGGUAGGAGCAGUAUUGGUUCUUGUAUUUUUAAUUAAUUUUUAGCCUCAAAAAAAUGGGGAUUAUUUCUUCUAUCUGUCGAGUAAGAUAUUUAGAAAAGGUCUCGAUAUUCUCAUUGGUUGGUUUGAUAAUCAUGCUAUCAAAAUUGAAAUUUUGCAUUUCUAGUUUUCAAAUUUAAAACCAGCUUCAAGAAGUUUUAAUUUUGAAAAUUAAAUUAAAUUCACUUGCCAAUUAAGUAGCAUUUUUUUUAUUUAUCUUUAGUUUAUACUAUAAAAAGUGGCUCAGUUUUCAGGUUUUUUACUUAUUGUUUCAUAUUUAAAAUUUUUAUUUCCUUAAUUUAAAUUAUGGUAAUGAAAAUAAAAAAAUUUUAAUUUUUUUUUUAAACUUCUAUUCAUUCAGAUUUUAUAGAACAUAGAACCAAACGAAACGUUUGAAUUGGCAACUGAAUUUUUUGUUUCCUUGCAUAUUAAAUUUUGGUUUAAAAGACUGUGAUUAGUUUAUUUAGUUACUCGUACUUAAGUAUUUCUUCUCAGGAACUUUGGUGUUUUAAGUAGUUAUUAUAUUUAACGUAAUUAUUAUUCAAUCAUUCGCUUUGUUGCCAGUUAAAAUCAGUUUUGUUUACCAUUAUUGUUUUUAAAUAUGGAUUGUCAUAUUUAAUAAUUAAUUUUUGCAGAUCAGUAUUCAAUAAAUAUAAAUUAUAUUGUAAACGACAAUCAGUUACCAGUUCGAUAAAGUAAACGUAUCAAAAUUAAAACAUUACAAUUUUCUCUUUCUAAACGUUUAUUGUCUCAAUUGUCUAAAUCCAAAAUAAUGAAAAUUGUGCUUAUUAUACAUAUACUAUUAAAAAACUUAUUAUCUAUUCAAAACCUUAAAAGUUGCAUAUCGAAUGCCUGACAUAUCAAUUUUGUAUUUUACAGUUAAUUGUAGAUAACUUAUAAACGUAAAAAACAUACGUAACUUAUUUUCUAAUGAUUUUUUUAAACUUAUUAGAAUUAAAAUGUUCCUUAAACACUGAAGUUCCUGAAUAUUUUUUUUAAGCGUGAUAUUAACGUUUCAUACGCAACCGCGAAUGUUAUUUGAGAUGUUUUAAUUUUUGGAGUUGGCAUCGCGUUUUGAUGUCUAUUUUGUUCUCUUUCACACGGAACCUCUUCAGGACUUCCUACGUGUUCUAUGUGUGAUAGGCAACAAACAUUAGCAAUAGACCAGAAGACGCGGUACUUAACUCAUAAACAAAAAUAUCAGGUGGUAUUAAAAUGAUGAUCGUAAGAUACGUAAAACAUUACGCAUAAUAUUGGAAGUUUUUUUGUUUUGUUUUUCUUUUUUUUUUUUGUAAAUUAAAAUACAUAUUUUACAAAUAAAUAAAAGGUAUAUUUAAGAAUUGUGUGUAUCAUAGGAAAUUGUAGAAAUGAAGUUAUCUAUAGUGUGCUUGAAAGAAAAACCCUUCUCUUAAUGUUUUGUAUCUGUUUUGUUGAUAUUUUGUUAUAAUAACUUUUAAGUGUGUUGUUUAUUGUUGAUGUACUUUUUGUAGCACUUUUAUUAUCGGUAGUAGCUGUGCUUUAGUUUAUUCUUCAAAAUUAUUACUUUAUUGGCUUUAGAAAAGUUAAAACUUAAAAAAAAAAUCUUACACCGUAUUGGUACCUAGUAUUUCUACAAAAGGUAAUCUCCUAAGAUAUUUAUUCCAGUAUUCAGGACCAUUUUCAUAUUGUAAACACUAGAAACUGUCAAUUAUAAAUAAACAAACCAUCAGACCUCUUUGUAAAAAUGUUAAAGUAUCACCUUUUUAUUCUUGAAUUUCAUUUUUCAUAUGCCAAGAUUUUAAAACAUUGCAGCAAUAAUGUAGAUUUUAUAUUAAUUGUUAAAUUUGUUUAUAAUUUUUUAAAGUUAUAUUUUCCUUUGAAAUUUAUACCAAAUACUUUUUGUUUGCGAAAGUGAAG
This is a messenger RNA of Agrilus planipennis (emerald ash borer), 12517 nucleotides long. It is a transcript of the gene bchs, whose product is annotated as WD repeat and FYVE domain-containing protein 3. The record is from RefSeq and is a predicted model, not a curated record. NCBI's taxonomy places the organism in Eukaryota, Metazoa, Arthropoda, Insecta, Coleoptera, Buprestidae. Gene Ontology annotation, molecular function: protein binding; metal ion binding. The transcript is spliced from 36 exons. The coding region runs from base 172 to 10569 and encodes 3465 amino acids.